UGGUUUUUGCCAAAGUACACGCAGAAGAACAACAUUUCACAGAAAAUCAGCAAUCAAGAAAUAGGAUCAAGUUGAAAUUUUGAAUACAAGCAAUCAAUCAAAAAUGUCGAUCGAAUUACGCCGCAAGCACGUGCUGAAGGAAAUGAUGGAGGACAAUUUCGAGUUGCCCACAGAGAAACAGCAAAUAAUGCGUGUGGUUAAAUGUCGUGGCAACAAUCUGCACGAAGUUGAAACUGGAACGCCAGACUCUGAGAAUAUCUUGGCAUCCAUGCCAAAUAAGUUUCGUCGGAAUGUAUGGAUCGGGCGUGGUGACUAUGUGCUGGUGGAACCAAUCGAAGAGGGUAAUAAAGUAAAGGUGGAAAUAUGUAAAAUCCUCACUCCACAGCAUAUAAAAGAAUACAGUAGGGCUGGUGUAUGGCCUGAACAGUUUAGUAAAAAGCCUGAACCCGACCAAUUCGAUAUAGAAAGCGAUGAAGAAGCGAAUGGUGAUGAGUUAAUAGUGAGAAAUCCCAAUAGGCCAACAUUAUCGGAGGAUGAUUCUACUGAUGAUGAGGAAGAUGAUGAUGAAACUGCAAGUGAUACAGAAGAUGAUGAGGAAGAUGCAAGUGAUAAGAAUUAAUUCUGGCAAUCGACGGCAACGCAUGGGCAGGAACCGAAAUGACAGCUAGCAAAAAGUCUAGUCUUGCGAUUUCAAAAAUUCUCAAUUUUAAUUGUGCCGGCUUUAAAUUAACUAAGUAUUGUAGGCAUCAUUUUCCUAAAUUUUCACAUUGCCAAGGAAUGAUAAUUUUUUAUAAGCCUUAUCUUUAAUUUUAGGUAUCACUUUUUGUAUUUAGACUUAUUGUUAUGUGAUGUUUCAUGUUAGCUUUAAGAUAAGAUAAGCAAUGGCUUAGAAAUAUAACUUCAUU
Anastrepha obliqua is the source of this 905-nucleotide messenger RNA. Its product is annotated as probable RNA-binding protein EIF1AD. Gene Ontology annotation, cellular component: nucleus. The coding region runs from base 104 to 619 and encodes 171 amino acids. The record is from RefSeq and is a predicted model, not a curated record. Gene Ontology annotation, molecular function: RNA binding; translation initiation factor activity. Gene Ontology annotation, biological process: translational initiation. NCBI's taxonomy places the organism in Eukaryota, Metazoa, Arthropoda, Insecta, Diptera, Tephritidae. The transcript is spliced from 2 exons.